CAUGACGUUGCGCCAUUCUUUUACGGUAUGACGUUGCACAAUUUACGGAAAACUAUAAAAGGAACAGUGCUAACGUUGGCCUGCCAGAACUAGUACCAGAACUGACUAUGAGUCUUUCAAGUCCUCCACUCUGUCCGCCUUUCUAUUACAAAGGCGUCCGGUUCAUGCCUUUUGCCGAUCGACGGGCGGUAGAACUGGUGGAGUCAUUUGAAGUGAGAAAGGAUGACGUUUUCGUGUCAGCUUACCAAAAGUCAGGUAAGGCACAGAUCAUCUACUGCGCGAGGAAUGUGAAAGAUGUCAUCGUGUCCUUCCACAACAUGAGAGCUGCCGCCGAAGGCCUUCCGACGGGAACGUUCGACGAAAACUUCCAAGAGUUCAUCAAUCCUGAGCAAGCUUACUUCGGUUUCUGGUGGGACGUGGUUCCGGAGUACUGGCGACACAAGGAUGACGACAACCUGCUUUUCAUCAAGUAUGAAGACAUGAAGCGGGACCUGCGAGGCCACGUGGUGAAGAUCGCAAACUUCCUGGGCAAGACUCUGUCAGACCAGCGCAUAGACGAAGUGGUGGCGAACUGUACCUUCUCCGCCAUGAAGGAGAAUCCUGCUACCAACGUCACCAAGAACCCCAUCUUCAAACAGAGAGGAGCGAAAGAUUUUGAAUUCAUGCGGAAAGGAGAGGUUGGCGACUGGAAAAACUGGCUAUCACCGGAACAGAACGAGACUCUUGAUGCAAUCUACCGGGAGAAAAUGAAGGGCGUUGAUCUGACUUUUGAGUUCGAGUAGUCUCACAAAGAACACUGCAUAGUCCUAAUAUCAAAGGCAACAGAUAUCCGAGAUGUUGUGAUGCAUUUUUUUUUAUAAAAUAAAGAUCAUGAUUCUUAAAUAU
This is a messenger RNA of Branchiostoma belcheri (Belcher's lancelet), 885 nucleotides long. Its product is annotated as sulfotransferase 1C2-like. Gene Ontology annotation, biological process: sulfation. NCBI's taxonomy places the organism in Eukaryota, Metazoa, Chordata, Leptocardii, Amphioxiformes, Branchiostomatidae. The record is from RefSeq and is a predicted model, not a curated record. Gene Ontology annotation, cellular component: cytoplasm. The transcript has 5 exons. Gene Ontology annotation, molecular function: sulfotransferase activity. The coding region runs from base 108 to 782 and encodes 224 amino acids.